Molecule: messenger RNA, 774 nt
Organism: Toxotes jaculatrix (banded archerfish)
Lineage: Eukaryota; Metazoa; Chordata; Actinopteri; Toxotidae
Gene: cimap1b
Product: outer dense fiber of sperm tails 3B
Exons: 6
Coding region: 1-774 (257 amino acids)
Cellular component (GO): cytoskeleton
Source: RefSeq, a predicted model, not a curated record
AUGGCAAAAGCUGAACCUUGGGUUGGAACCUGGAGGCCCCACAAGCCAAGAGGGCCCAUAGCUGCCCUCUAUGGUAGCCCAGGCCCCAAAUAUGCAUUGCCUGGACUCACAGGUAUUUCAAAGCAUGACCCUACUAGAUACAAGGCGCCAAUGUUCAGCUUUGGGACACGUCAUAACCAGGCCAAUUCUGAUUGCUCCCCGGGACCAAGAUACCUCAUCCCCUCCAACAUCACCAGAGUGGGCCAAGACGGCACUCCUGCAUUUUCACUCCACAGCCGUCCAAGGGAGCCUGAAUUGUUCCAGGCCCCUGGACCAGGCCACUACUUCCCAGAGCAUUCAGGAAAGUUGAUUUUCCACUCUGCUCCUGCUUACUCUCUGUCUGGGAGGAGCAAAGACACCAGCAUUAACCAAACACCAGGUCCAGCCUCGUACAGUCUGCCCCCUGUGUUGGGGCCCAAAACUGUGGUCACAUCUGCAGCUCCUACCUACUCACUCCGUGGCCGCAGCCAAAUUGGAAGCUUCUAUGAGGAUGUGAAGAAAACUCCUGGCCCUGCCACCUACAGAGUUGUGGACCCUUGUAUUUACAGGCAGAAACCUCCCCAGUACAGCAUGACAGGUCGAAACUUUGCUCCCAGUGAUACCACAAAGAAACCAGGGCCUGGUGCACACCAUCCUGAGCUGGUGACCGCCACAAGAGCAAAAGGUCCAAGCUUCUCCUUUGGAUUGCGUCACUCAGAUUAUAUCUCACCUCUUAUUGUCGAUGUGGCUGAAUGA